GAGACCUGGUCCCCCCUGGAACCGCCAGAUUGCUUCCCAAGCGUGGGCUGCGGUGGGCUCCCACCUCCCUUCGCGAAAGGGCCCCCUCCCCUCCCUAAGAAAAUCGAUCUUGGCUCAAUUUGUGUCUGAAGUUCGCCACCCCCAUUUCCCCAGAGGGCGCGGGGUUUGUUUAUUUCUUUAUUUAUUCCCGUGGCCCAGGCGUCGGGGACUUGUGGCUGCGCAGACCCGGGGACUGAUAGGCGAAGAUGGAGAGAAAUUAACCUCCCGCCACUGCCCCCCAGUCGAGCGUGACAGCGCGCGGACGGGUUGCGUGACUCGUGACGUCUCCAAGUCCUAUAGGUGCAGCGGCUGGUGAGAUAGCCGGUAUCGCCCGGUUGCCUCUUUAUUUUAUUGGGGUAUGCCUGGUAAUAAACAGUAAUAUUUAAUUUGUCGAAGACCACAAACCAACUUCGAGCUGGGAGGUACAUGCUACUCUUGACAGAAGCUGGAAGAAGGUUUGGCCUAAAAGGAAUCUCUUUUGGGGGCCUUUUCCCGAACUCUUCACCUGAGCCCCCCACCCCAGUGAGGCGUCACUCCUGGCUUUUGCACCGGAUAGAAGAGGUGGGAUUUUUGGAGCGCUGGACCCCGCGCGGUCACAGGGCCCCGGGCACACCAUGGCCGACGCAGACGAGGGCUUUGGCCUGGCGCACACACCCCUGGAACCUGACUCAAAGGAUCUCCCCUGUGACUCAAAGCCAGAGAGCACGCUAGGGGCCCCCAGCAAGUCCCCAUCGUCCCCACAGGCCGCCUUCACCCAGCAGGGCAUGGAAGGGAUCAAGGUGUUUCUCCACGAAAGAGAGCUGUGGCUGAAAUUCCACGAAGUGGGCACGGAGAUGAUCAUAACCAAGGCCGGCAGGCGGAUGUUUCCCAGUUACAAAGUGAAGGUGACUGGCCUUAAUCCCAAAACGAAGUACAUUCUCCUCAUGGACAUCGUCCCCGCUGACGACCACAGAUACAAGUUUGCAGAUAAUAAAUGGUCGGUGACUGGCAAAGCGGAGCCGGCCAUGCCGGGCCGCCUGUACGUGCACCCAGACUCGCCGGCCACCGGGGCGCAUUGGAUGCGGCAGCUGGUCUCCUUCCAGAAACUCAAGCUCACCAACAACCACCUGGACCCGUUCGGGCAUAUUAUUCUAAAUUCCAUGCACAAAUACCAGCCCAGAUUACACAUCGUGAAAGCCGACGAAAAUAAUGGAUUUGGCUCAAAAAAUACUGCUUUCUGCACCCACGUCUUUCCUGAGACGGCGUUUAUCGCGGUGACUUCCUACCAGAAUCACAAGAUCACCCAGUUAAAGAUCGAGAACAAUCCCUUCGCCAAAGGCUUCCGGGGCAGCGACGAUAUGGAACUGCACAGAAUGUCAAGAAUGCAAAGUAAAGAAUAUCCCGUGGUUCCCAGGAGCACAGUGAGACAGAAAGUGGCCUCCAACCACAGCCCUUUCAGCAGUGAGCCUCGAGCUCUCUCCACCUCAUCCAACUUGGGGUCCCAGUACCAGUGCGAGAAUGGUGUGUCAGGACCCUCCCAGGACCUUCUGCCCCCACCCAAUCCGUACCCACUGCCCCAGGAGCACAGCCAGAUUUACCAUUGCACCAAGAGGAAAGAUGAAGAAUGCUCCACCGCAGACCAUCCCUACAAGAAGCCCUACAUGGAGACAUCGCCCAGCGAAGAAGACCCAUUCUAUCGCCCCAGCUACCCCCAGCAGCAGGGCCUGAGUGCCUCCUACAGGACAGAGUCAGCCCAGCGCCAGGCCUGCAUGUAUGCCAGCUCCGCGCCGCCCAGCGAGCCUGUGCCCAGCCUGGAGGACAUCAGCUGCAACACGUGGCCCAGCAUGCCUUCCUACAGCAGCUGCACGGUCACCACCGUGCAGCCCAUGGACAGGCUACCCUACCAACACUUCUCGGCUCACUUCACCUCGGGGCCUCUGGUCCCCCGGCUGGCUGGCAUCGCCAACCACGGCUCCCCCCAGCUCGGGGAGGGGAUGUUCCAGCACCAGACCUCCGUGGCCCACCAGCCUGUGGUCAGGCAAUGUGGGCCUCAGACUGGCCUGCAGUCCCCUGGCGGCCUGCAACCAUCUGAGUUCCUCUACUCCCAUGGCGUGCCAAGGACCCUGUCCCCACACCAGUACCACUCGGUGCAUGGGGUUGGCAUGGUGCCAGAGUGGAGCGAGAAUAGCUAAAGCGAAGCCUGCUUCCUUAACAGACAUUUGCUAGAGAGAGAGGAGAGAGAGAGAGAGAAAGAGAGAGAGAACAGGAGAGAGACAGUAGGCGAGAGAACCCCACAGACAAGGUAUUUCAUUUCACCCCACAUUCACGCCUGCACUUGAGACCCCCAGACACUGAUCUAAUCAGUAGCCUGAAACCACAGUUCAAAAAAUGUGACUUUGUCAUUUCGUCUCAAAACUUAAAAAAAAAACAACAACAACAAAAGUGAGUCCCAUUCCCACCACAACCACCACAAUCAUCCAUGGGCCACAUUCACACCACCUCCGGAGGGCCUCCCGGAUUCCUUCUUUUGGUCUCCAGCAAGUCUUGCCUCAUCGAGUGUGUUAUCCUAAUGCAGAGUUGGAGCUUUUCCUGUCUUGCUGUUAAUGUUGACAUUGUUAUAUAAUAAAUAAUAAUAUAUUUUUUUUCUUUCAAUUUUUCUUAACGGGACCCAGUCCCUUAUCUUGGGGGAGGUCUGAGGCAAGUUCAAAGUAUGUACUUGUGGAGUUCCCUUCCUCUAAGCCACCCCUAAAACCAAAAUUCGCCACCCUCCCCUUGACUGAGAAAUGACCUACCUCUGCCGUGGGAUGUUUUUGAAAAGGUCCCUUAUGUCCCCAGUUUUUUCUGAUUGUGUCCUGCCUUCCCCGUCACCAUGGAGCCCAGUCUGCCUCCCUGGGGAGUCAGGAUAACCUUGGGCUCCACCUGGCAUCAUAUCUGACUCAGCGCUCCCGUCUUCCCAGCUCCGGGUCUUCCCAGCCAUCUGUCGCUAAAACGUGGCCUAUAGCUUCCCAGCCGGAAAGCUUGCUUUGAAAAACUUAAAGAGCCCUGGGUUACACGCGGGCAGAACUGUGAUAAGCAAAGGGCAAGCUCCGUGCUGACAAGAGUGGUGAAAAAGCCAAAGUCAAUAUUCAUCCUGCUACAAAACAAAGCCAGCCCCCAGCCUGCAAAGCUCCCGACGGUCCAACGGGAUGCCAAAGCCAAAGCCACAACGUCUAAAGAAGAGGCAAACCGUGCUCAUCCAUCAUUCUCUCCGAGGGAAUCACACCCAAUGCCGACACCAAACUGUGGUUAUGGAAAGCAGAAAACAGUGUUAAAAAAAGUGUGUAAGUAAAACGUUAUUGCAGGGUUCUUCAGAUGUAAUAUUUUACUGGUACUAUUUAUUUAUAAAUAGGAGUUCUAAUUAAGUAAUAACAUGAAAUCCAGCAUGGGAGCUGGUCAAGAGCUUUUAAUUUUAUUGAUACUCAAAAACCAAGUUUGCGUUCUUUUUUUUUUCUCUUUCGAAAGUGCUUUGCUUUCUUGAUUAAAAAAAAUUCUUUUUUUUUUAACUGACCCUAAUAAAAAGAACAGGGUAAUAUGCGAGGCUGAGUAUGUCCAAGUCCGUGCGAGUGUGUGAGUAUGUUUGUACGUGAGUGUCUUCAAGCGAUUUUGUCCUUUUAUGUUGCUAAGGGGGGGAGGGGGAGAAUUAAGUACUCGUUUCGUAUAUUUGUGUGCCAAUUAAUGCCUAAUAAAUACCAUGUGCUUAAAAAAGUACAA
Myotis lucifugus (little brown bat) is the source of this 3768-nucleotide messenger RNA. It is a transcript of the gene TBX5, whose product is annotated as T-box 5. The transcript has 9 exons. The record is from RefSeq and is a predicted model, not a curated record. Gene Ontology annotation, biological process: positive regulation of DNA-templated transcription; cardiac left ventricle formation; pattern specification process. Bases 654 to 2210 code for a protein of 518 amino acids. Gene Ontology annotation, cellular component: nucleus. Lineage: Eukaryota; Metazoa; Chordata; Mammalia; Chiroptera; Vespertilionidae. Gene Ontology annotation, molecular function: RNA polymerase II cis-regulatory region sequence-specific DNA binding; DNA-binding transcription factor activity, RNA polymerase II-specific.